CUGAGUCAGGGGACUGCAACCAGAGAGGGUUACCAAGGUAGUGACGACGCACAGGACGAGGAGACAGCCGAGGGAGUGUGUUAUAGUAGCAGAGACACAGAGAGAGAGAGAGACAGAGAGAGAGAAAGAGAGAGAGAGAGAGAGAGAGAGAGAGAGAGAGAGAGAGAGAGAGAGAGACCUCUGAAAUCCAAAGUUACUGCAGCAAUAUUUCACACUGGCGUUAUGAAUUUAAGGCCCAAAGAAUCUGCGCACGCAUACACGUAGCUUUGCGGACUUUUGAUGGACUUAAAUCAUCCGCAGACUCGCUGUUGAUUUGUCGAUGAAGACCCUUUCAGAUUGUGGACAGGUGACAGCUAUAACUGCCCAAUGGAGAAAUAUGAAAAGCUGGCCAAAAUUGGCGAGGGUUCCUAUGGUGUGGUGUUCAAAUGCAGACACAGAGAUACUGGCCAGAUAGUAGCCAUCAAGAAGUUUGUGGAAUCUGAAGAUGACCCUGUCAUUAAGAAGAUUGCUUUGCGAGAAAUACGUAUGCUGAAGCAGCUGAAACACGUGAAUCUGGUCAACCUGCUGGAGGUUUUCAGGAGGAAAAGACGGCUCCACUUGGUGUUUGAGUUCUGCGAGCAGACGGUCCUCAAUGAGCUGGACAAACACCCUCGAGGGGUUCCAGAGGCUCAGCUGAAAAGUAUAGUGUGGCAGACUCUGCAGGCUGUCAACUUUUGCCACAAGCACAAUUGCAUCCACCGUGAUGUGAAGCCAGAGAACAUCCUCCUCACCAAAACUGGAGUCAUCAAGCUCUGCGACUUUGGCUUCGCACGCAUUCUGACAGGACCAGAAGAUGAGUACACAGACUAUGUGGCGACUCGCUGGUACCGGGCCCCCGAGCUGCUGGUCGGCGAUACUCAGUACGGGCCUCCUGUGGACGUGUGGGCUCUGGGCUGUGUCUUUGCUGAGUUGCUCCACGGGAAUCCACUCUGGCCUGGAAAAUCUGAUGUUGACCAGCUCUACCUCAUCCGAAAAACUUUAGGUGACCUGAUCCCUCGUCACCAGCAGGUCUUCCGCUCCAACGUUUUCUUCAGUGGAGUCAGUAUUCCUGAACCCGACACAACGGAGCCCUUGGAAAAGCGCUUCCAUGGCGUGUCUCUUAAUGCCCUCCAGGUUAUGAAGUCAUGCCUGGUGAUGGACCCCUCUCUCCGGCUGUCCUGUGAAGAGCUGCUGGAGCUGCCUUACUUCCAGGAGGAAGGAGUCAACUGGGGCCGUGAGGGUGAGCGCCUGGGAAGACGUCAUGACAAAGGCUCUCGACGCAGACAGCCAGGGGCUCAGUACCUGCCUCAGUUACCAAACAGCAACAUCUCACCAGCACCGGAUGUUAAGAAACAGGUGAAGCAUAAAUAUCACCUGCCCAACAUUUAACGAAGCAACUAAUUGGUCUUCAAGUCUGUGGCUGAACUUCGAGAGAUUGACUUGUGCUAUGCUUUGUGCAAUCGUUUCAAUACAGUCCAUUUUGAAGACGCAUAUACUCUUGGUGUGACAGUGAAAAACACUUGUCAUGUUUGUUGACAUCACUUACUAUUCCUUACACAACAAACAAAAGUUAGGGCAUUUACAGUUUCUGGUUAGGCAACACACUCACAGUACUAAUACCAAAGAAUAUAGCAAGUGUCAGUGCUGAAAACAUGGGUGCUGCAUUUUCACAUCUCUAUAAAAAAUGAAAUUAAAUAGCUCACGAAAGUCACCAGUGUGCCAUCGUCACUUGGACAAAAGUACUACAGUUUACCGGUUUUCUUGUGCAGUCAAUGACAACAGCUGAUCCCCAUGCAGGUUCACACCGGCUAUGAAAUAUGUGCUACAUGUUAGGAUUAAUCCAUAUAACAAGAUGAACCACAAUCAUUUUUAAUCAUGUUUAUUUCCUGAUACAUUUUAUUAUAAAAAGAUAGAAUUAAUAAAUGUGUUAGAAAAAAUAACAGCAAAAUACUGAUGAUAUGAAUUUAUGAUACAGUAUCAAAUAUAGUACUUGAUGUGUAACUUCCUGGGUCUUAUCAAGGACAGUUGACACUCCAGGUCUUUGAGAACGAUCCCCAAAGUCAGACAUGGACAUUCAGUCUGCAGCUCAGACACAAGACAGCGAUACACUGUAACAUGCAUCAACACACUGACAGACUGACACACAGCUCGGACCGAUCACCUUGCACUCAUCAAAAAAACAAAUGUAACUCCUACUAUACAUCGCUGUACUACAGGCUGCAAACCAGUGGGCCUUAAUCUGGGGUUGAUGUAUAGUAAGCCACAAGAUGAUUGAUGGAAUCUGGACAAAACAUUCAGUAUUUUUUUUCAUACAGCUAUAUACUUCAUACUUAAUUCUUUUCAUACAUUCGUAUCCGAUUGGUUUUAUGUUUUUAUAUGUGAUUCAUGCUUCUUCUUUUCUUGAACACACAAAAAACACAAAAUGACGCAAAACAACAAAAUGACGCAAAACAACAAAAUGCAAUUGCAACUUGUUGGAAAGGCUGUUAACUGUUGUACAAGUGCCCUCUGGUGGCAAAAUGUGCCGAUGCACAGUCAGUAAUUAAAAGUGAUAGUAAGUAGGACAGAGUGCAAAGUGGACUUUACUGCAUCCACGUGGGGGGAUAUUGUAUGCGUCGCAGGACAUAACCCUUUAUAAGAUGGUAAACACCCAUAAUUAAAGUAUGACGCUGUGGUUU
Perca fluviatilis (European perch) is the source of this 2696-nucleotide messenger RNA. RefSeq names its product cyclin-dependent kinase-like 1. Gene Ontology annotation, molecular function: cyclin-dependent protein serine/threonine kinase activity; ATP binding. The transcript has 10 exons. Bases 367 to 1407 code for a protein of 346 amino acids. The record is from RefSeq and is a predicted model, not a curated record. Gene Ontology annotation, cellular component: nucleus. Gene Ontology annotation, biological process: protein phosphorylation. NCBI's taxonomy places the organism in Eukaryota, Metazoa, Chordata, Actinopteri, Perciformes, Percidae.